Molecule: messenger RNA, 1004 nt
Organism: Syzygium oleosum
Lineage: Eukaryota; Viridiplantae; Streptophyta; Magnoliopsida; Myrtales; Myrtaceae
Product: DCC family protein At1g52590, chloroplastic
Exons: 5
Coding region: 172-693 (173 amino acids)
Molecular function (GO): protein-disulfide reductase activity
Source: RefSeq, a predicted model, not a curated record
AUGAAGCGGACACAUCCACACGCAUACCUCCGCCAUUCUUUUCAGUCUCUGGAGUCUGGACUCCCUGCAGAUUUCCUCCACGAAAAGAAGAAAUUCCGAAUGAAAUAGAACUUUUCUUGUAACCAGAAGAACUCACUACUGAACGUGCAACGAGGGGAACUUUGAUUUAUCAUGGCGCUUCUUGUUCCUGGUGGGUGUGCAAGAUUGAGCCCUUCCAGCUCUUCGCGAGUAAGGAGUAGGAGAUUCGGUACGUUCGCUGCUCUAUCGACGCCUCGAAAGGAUGCAGUGGACUGGGUCGCGGCCACUUCGAGCUUCUUCGAGCAAGACUCGAGACCCAUCAUGUUGUUCGAUGGUGUGUGCAACUUAUGCAAUGGAGGUGUGAGGUUUGUUCGAGCAAAUGACAGAAAUAGGAGAAUCAGGUUUGAAGCACUCCAGAGUGAAGCAGGGAAGAAGCUUUUGAGGAGAUCUGGAAGAGAUCCGGAUGAUAUAUCAAGUGUUGUACUCGUUGAAGAGGAAAGGUCAUAUAUCAAAUCGGAUGCUGUGUUGAAGAUAAUGGAGUAUAUUGACUUGCCCUUCCCUCAACUGGCAUUCUUAUUGCAGUUUGUUCCCAUAUUUUUACGAGACUUUGCAUACGAUAACGUGGCGAACAACCGCUAUGCAUUCUUUGGCCGCUCAGAGUCGUGCGAGAUAUAGGCCUGUCGAGUUGAUGUGCAAGUUAAGAGGGCAAGCUUGGGUUCAGUCUCGACCUCAUCAAAUACUUAAAGCGUUCAAGAGAAGUAUGGGGAUUGAUAUGCAGAAGCUUCAAGCUACGGAUUGAAGAAAUUGUUCUGUUUCUAAUGCAUUUAGCUACAAAUAGUGGUCGAAAUGUUUUAGCUCAUAUGCAGAUAGUAUAAAGUAAUAGUCGAUGUUAAGAGAGAUACUUCAGCUCCUGUAUCUCCUAAUGCAAUAACAUUUGUGAUGAUAUUGACAAUUGCAAUAUAAUUGCCGGUGAGGAAUCAAGGAAA